Molecule: messenger RNA, 1746 nt
Organism: Verticillium alfalfae VaMs.102
Lineage: Eukaryota; Fungi; Ascomycota; Sordariomycetes; Glomerellales; Plectosphaerellaceae
Exons: 3
Coding region: 1-1746 (581 amino acids)
Biological process (GO): transmembrane transport
Molecular function (GO): transmembrane transporter activity
Source: RefSeq, a predicted model, not a curated record
AUGGCCCUCAUCCCGCGCUGCCUCCCGUUCGCCAGCUCGACUACGCCACUUCAAGCUGUGACGUACCUCCUCGGCAUAUCCCUCUUCUCGAUCUCCUUCCUGGUGUUCCUCAACAGUAGCGUUUCCUUCGUGAUUACAGACCUCAUAGGCGUCAAAGAUGGCGUCGGUGAUAUUGUUGGUACCCUUGGUUUCGUUGACGAGAUUGUCGCCCUCGUCGCCUGCCCAAUUUGGGGUCUCGUUUCCGACCGCCUCGGCGUGAGAUGGGUCGCUGUCAUCGGCUACACGGUCAUCGGCCUCUCGCUUUUCCUGUUUGUGCAGGCGGGCAAUGUCUAUCCUCAGCUUCUACUGGCGCGCAUCUUCUUUGCUGUCGGUGCUACUGCUGCGGCGACCAUGGUCACGGCCAUCCUACCUUCUCUGACAGGCGAGAGCGGUGACGCAGAUGAUGGAUCGACGACAUCACUUUUCAAGCCGACGCAGAACGCUAGGCACAGCAUAGCCAUGUCACUCGAGUCGGACAUCACCAUUACACCGGAGCGGUACAGGGGGAUCGAGCCGACAGAGGAGGAAACCGCAGUCUCAAACCAGGAGAGGAGCAGCAUCUCCACACUUGAGAAGCCCUCGGCGCUGGCAGGGUUCGUUGGAUUAUUCACCGGAUGCGGGGCGCUGGUUGCCCUGUCCGUGUUCCUUCCUCUGCCCGCUCGCUUUGGCGAUAUCGACGGUGUGACACCUGCCGAGGCCAUCACAGACAGCUUCUACGUGGUGGGCAUUGUCUCCUUUUUUGUCGCCAUAUUCGUCUUCAUUGGCCUCCGCGAUCUUCAAGGCGAAGACGGCAAGGGUUGGAGAGUGUUGCUUGGGCUUCGAAACAGGGACGGAGAGCCGACCGAACAAGAAAGCCACGAGAAGCAGGUCUUGCCCUAUCUCCGCCUCCUCCGAGAUUCCAUUUCACUCGGCUUCAGCGACUCCCAGAUCGCCUUAGGCUACCUCGGCGGCUUCGUAGCCAGAGCCUCGACUGUAGCCAUCUCUCUCUUCAUUCCUCUAUUCGUGAACACGUUCUUCAUCAGCAACGGUUUCUGCCAAGGGUCGCCGCAUGACCCUUCGCCGGAAUUGAAGAAGGAAUGCCGAUCCGCAUACAUCUUGGCAUCUAUCCUUACAGGUGUCGCUCAGCUUUGCGGCCUCAUCUGCGCACCUAUAUUCGGAUACCUCUCCAGGCGGCCGGGAGCCGUUAAUUGGCCUAUCAUCGUGGCCACUGUCUUUGGUAUCGUGGGCUACAUCGCUCUUCCCCAGCUCUCGAGCCCUGAAUACAAGAAUGUCGAUGGCCGCGGUGGCAGCCCUGCCAUUUUCUUCAUCGCGGCUCUCCUGGGUAUCAGCCAGAUUGGUGCCAUCGUCUGCAGUCUCGGCUCCCUCGGCCGCGGCGUGUUGACUGCUGACCUGCCGAAGACGCAGGUUGUUGCCACAGUGGAGGAGUCGACAGAGGCCCUUGAAGCCGAGGGCGAGCAUGCGCCGCUGCUAGCACACGAGGCAAGCGUCGACGUCGUUUCUCGCGUGCGGCUCAAGGGGUCGAUUGCCGGCGUGUACUCUUGGUGCGGCGGCAUUGCGAUCCUUCUCCUGACAAAGUUGGGUGGAUACUUAUUUGAUUCGUCGUCUGUCGGGGCGCCCUUCUACAUGAUGGCGGUAUUCAAUGGAUUGCUUCUCGCUGUCAGCCUAGGUAUAGACAUGGCGCGCGUGUUCAACACCAACCAGAAAUAA